Scomber scombrus (Atlantic mackerel) is the source of this 4535-nucleotide messenger RNA. RefSeq names its product pygopus homolog 2 (Drosophila) (gene pygo2). The record is from RefSeq and is a predicted model, not a curated record. The transcript has 3 exons. Lineage: Eukaryota; Metazoa; Chordata; Actinopteri; Scombriformes; Scombridae. The coding region runs from base 987 to 2765 and encodes 592 amino acids.
UCCUGCUUGUCCCUCUUUGUCCGGUGGCGACUGAAGGCCAUGAUAAUUAUGGCAAAAAUUUGCGUUUUUGAAUGAAUUAUAGUUGACUGGGUGGAUCAACAAGCAUACACCGAGUGAGGACUGGUUUGCUGGCAAUGACACACCAGAGAGUUUCAAUUUAAAGGACAGCAGAGCAAGCAACGGAGAAAGGGUACAGUUUGUUUCCAAGACAAAGUCUGCAAGAUGGCUAGCUAUCUUCAGUGGCAUGCUAACGUUAGCUAGCCAAGCUAAUGUUAGCAUAGUAAACAACAGUUUCUUAUAACAAAAAAAACGUGAUCGGUUUGCUUUUCCUCAUACAUGCUGUGACAAGUAAAAAACAUUGAGUGCACCUUUUUCUGAAUUGAUUGUGGGAUGAUAAAGCAGAGUUUGUUGUAUAUCCAGUGGUGAAAUCUCAGCGCUGCUAAGCUAGCCACAUUGAGUAACGUGGCUAGCCAGUUAGCAGAGGUAGUAACUAGCUCGCGUUAGCUAGCUGGUCGAGAGUACCCCGCUAACGUUACACAUCUGUAAGUGAUCAUUUUUUUAAGAAAAGGGAGGGAGGGAGGUGGUCUGUAAUUUGCUUGAAUUGGCAGUCAAGCCAGGUAGCAAGCGACCAGUUUCAACCCAGUCAGCAGAAACUGGUUUGCAACAGGACGAACUUGUGCUAAGUUAACGUGAACCAGCUCAGUUUUUUACCUGACGUUUUUAUUUGGUGACCAAAUCCCGGCGUGACAGACACCGUGGCGAGAGAUUUUAUGCAGCUGGAAAGGAGAGUUUGCAGACCUGGGCCGGUUGAUAUAUACCAUAAUAUAAUAUAGUUGCUGCUGUGAUGAUCAUUUAGCGUGUUGACAUGACCUGAAGGCAGAUUUCCACCUACGCGGCUCAAAGCCUUCAAGACGUCGUCAUUUUUAACUUUUUUUUUCUUGCAUAUGAACGGUGAUAUGCCACUUCACCGACAGUCAUAUUAGCUAAUGGCUGCCGAAUCGGGGAGACUACUGGCGGGACAAGGAAAACGAAGCAAAGCUUCACAGAUGAAGAGCCCGGAGAAGAAGAAGGCGAGGAAAUCCACGACACAGGCGGCAGGGUUCUCCCAUCUCACCGAGUUUGCACCCCCUCCGACCCCCAUGGUGGACCACCUGGUCGCUUCCAACCCUUUCGACGAUGACUUUGGGCCCCCAUCUCGACCCAGCGGGACAGGUGGACCAGGUGGUGCUCCAUUUCUUCCAAGUCCAGGUGCAGGUGGAGGAGGUGGGUAUGGAGGCGGCAGAAUGGGCGUAGGCAUGGGCUUCAUGGGAGGCCCGGGAGGACCAGGAGGCGGCCAGCCUGUGCGGAGGCCACCAUUUGGCCCUCCAGCUAAUGCCGGACCUCAUCAUCAGCUCGGCUUUGGAGGAAUGCCCGGCUUUGGAGGGGGCGGUGGGAGUGGCAGUGGAGGAGGAGGAGGAGGUGGUGGUGGAUUCCCCCCUGGUGGCCCUUCUCAGUUCCAAAUGGUACCAAACUUCAGUCCACCCAUGCAGCCCGGGCCAGGAUUCAACUCCAUGUUGUCUCCAGGAAGUAUGGUAGGUCCUGGAGGAGGGGGCCCACCCCACCCUAGAUUUGGUAUGCCUCCACAGCAGCAGCACGGACAAGGUGGACACCCAUUCAACAGCCCCCCAUUACCUGGUGGUGGAGGUCCCAGAGGCCCCCCACAUGGCCCUAUGCCUCCCAUGGGUGGCAUGGGGCCUGGUCCAGGGAUGAACAUGAUGAGUGGCAUGGGUGGUGGCCCCGGAGGCAACAUGGUGGGUGGGUUGCCAGGUAUGCCACCUCAAGGACAAUUCCCACCCUCACAGGAUGGCCCCUAUCCUGGCCCCAGUCCGCCAGGACCAGGCAACGAGGAUGGAAAAAACUUUGGGGGAGGGGGGCCACCACCUGGGCCUCAGCAGCAGCAACAGCAGCAGCAGCAACAGCUUAACCUAAAUCCCAGUGGCCCCCCUCCUAAUAAUACCACUCCUGGCCCUCCUCCUAACUCUGGUCCUCCACAGCCUGGCGGAGGCUUCCCUGGCCACCCUGACGUCCAACAGCCCAAUGCCAACACACCUGGUCAGCCUCCCUCAGCACCGCCACAGCAUAACCCCAACUCCUCUCCAACUGGUCCCCUAAAUGGAUCAGGCCAGCCCCAACACCCACCACCCAAUCAGCUGCAGCCCCCCAGCAAUUCAAACACCCCCAACUCUAACAACUCUACACAGCAGCAGCAACAAUCCACUCCACCUAACUCCGCCCCUGGCCCCACCCCUCACAGCCAACAGAACAACACUCCCGGUGCUGGUGGUCCCAUGUCAAACGCUGCUCCCAAUUCAGGUCAGAACAACAUGACCAACAACAACGGAGGCAACACUCCUGGCAGCAACCCCAACCCCCCUUCUAACUCCACCUCGACCCCAAACACCCAGUCUCCACUGCCCCCUGGCCCCGCUGCCCCCUCGACCGGGCCUGGUACUGGCCCUGGAAAACCAGGGGGCCCGGGGAUGGUAUUUCCUUGCGGUCUCUGCAUGGCAGAGGUGCACGACGACCAGGACGCCAUCUUGUGCGAGGCGUCUUGCCAACGCUGGUUCCACCGUGACUGCACUGGCCUGACAGAGCCAGCAUACGGCCUGCUGACUCGAGAGAGCGCUGCUGUUUGGGCCUGUGACUUCUGCAUCAAGACCAAGGACAUCCAGGCUGUGUUUGUGCGCCAGGGAUUAGGCCAGCUGGUGGCAGCUAAUGAGAGUUGAGGAGUGGAUGACAGAGAAGCAGCAGCGCAGAGGUGCGACGCGUAAGGACAAAUAGAGACAUUCUUUGCUCUAAUCUAACUGAGUGACCUGUGUGUCAUGCCAGCUACUUGCCCAACUUUCUCUUGACUAGCCCUUUACUCGUUCACUACACCGAGAAACACACUCAUUGACGUUCAUGCUUAUAUAUAGCACUUUGAGUGACUCUAGGCAAACAACCCCCCCUCAUAUGAAUCAUAAUGAAUGUUAUAAUUGACAAAGUCCCUCAGACAUCUAGCCUGCCAACCAGCAAAGCACUGACACCAACACUCUACCUCACACACUUUGUGACUGACUGGCACGGAUGCUCCCGCACUGACUGACUGAGAUUGACUCGCCCCACUCAUGCACUACAUGAGUGUGAUGAUAUUUCAAACACACAUGCACACACACGUUAGGCGGGUAAAUUAAUCACUGUAAAGUUAAGUUGUCCCCCUAAUUGAUCAAAUGACUGAAAGUAUCAAUGUUUUUCUCAAAUUGUCACAGCUAUAAAUUAAAACUGCCAUGAAAUAUCACAUUUUGAAAACUGAAAAAAAUAGUUGUAAGAGUGCCUGAACUUCUAAAGGGCCUUUUGAUUUUAUUCAUCAGUUAAUUCAUGGCUUUAUAUGUCAUCAAAAUGCUCCAUUCUAGCACUGCCCACUCACAUUUUCAGCCUUUUUACUGCAAGAAAGUUUAAAAAAAAAAAUCAGUAUAUUGCAGUGUAAAAUCUCAGUAGCAAGUGUAUUGUGAGACAUGAAUAUAAAUUUGGGGGGGGGGGGGGGAAUCUAUUUUUAAGGUCUUUUGACUAUUCCUGCACAUGCAUACAUACACACAGCUUGACCCUGUAUUUCUUUUAUCUGUCAUUUUGUACCCAGUGCUGAUUAAUCCAAAGGAGAUCCGGGUUGAGUUUUCAUUCACACCUCACAGAGGAUUUUACCACCGAAAUAAUUGUAAAUAUUAGGACAAAAAUAUUUGUCUGGAACUCCCGUCAGUUGUGAACACGCUGCAGAGUCGACCAAUGAACAAAAUAAUGAGUUGAACGUAAUUGUCUUGGUUGUAUACAGUAUGACGUUUUGGUUUUUCUACAGUUCAUUUGAGUACUAUUUCUUUUUAUCUCUGCAGUAUACAUGGAUUGUGAAAUCAGUGCUUUUGGAUGGUGUUGGCAUAGCAAGUAGUGACAUCAUGUCAUAUCAGAUGUGCAUAGUCCUUUUUCUUAAAAAGAGGGGAGAGGGGUGCAUGUGAACCAAUGCAGUAACUGUCUGAUCUGUUUAUGUUUAUAUUCUGGCCUCUGCGCUGCUGGAGGCCUUGAAAUAGACCAAAUAACUAAAGAGCGGAAAAUACCCAUUUUUCACAUUUCUGUCACAGUAUAAGGUGUUUAUAACUAUUCUUCCUCUCUCUCUCUCUCUCUGUCUCUCUCUCUGUCUCUCUCUCUGUCUCUGUCUCUGUCUCUGUCUCUCUAUCUCUCCUUAUUUUUCUUUAUUCAAUGUCCGAGUUGCCUUUCUUUUAACUUACUCUCAGCUGUUCCUUUAUUAUUUUGUACUGGUAUUUGUGCUGUGCUCUUGCUCUGGUGCCUCCUGGUGGAACCUGGAGGAACCAUUGAGUCCCACAGAGGGUGGGGAAGGGAAAGGUACUGAAUUCUGAAGUAAAGACAGAUUUUUUUUGUACUUGUCCAUGUCUGUUUUUAUUCAUUUUUUUAAACAAUUUGUUUGCUAAUCGUUGUAUUAAAAUGAGGGUUGGAAAACCCAGUAAAACAGA